This is a messenger RNA of Thunnus maccoyii (southern bluefin tuna), 3811 nucleotides long. It is a transcript of the gene klhl43, whose product is annotated as kelch-like family member 43. The record is from RefSeq and is a predicted model, not a curated record. Gene Ontology annotation, molecular function: protein binding. The coding region runs from base 574 to 2658 and encodes 694 amino acids. Lineage: Eukaryota; Metazoa; Chordata; Actinopteri; Scombriformes; Scombridae. Gene Ontology annotation, cellular component: nucleus; cytoplasm. The transcript is spliced from 7 exons.
GCGGUGCCGGAGGCUGGAGGUUGUUGAAUUAUAUGUCGCAGCUUUGGUUUGGACCCUGAUUUCCCUUUGACACUGACUAACACACACACACACACGCACACAUACACACACGCACGUAUAUACAAACACAGCACUCUGACAGAGGACGGCAGGACGAAGCAAAGAGGAACCCGAGAGAACAUCAACAAAGCAAAAAUAAAGAACGUAAUAGAGAGAAGCUGAGAGAGGAAAAGGAAGAAGAGUGAGGAACCAGGCAGGCAGAGGAAAGAGGUGCUGUGUUACACCGAAGCCACCAACAAUUGACCUUCAUACACUGAUCUGUCAAGAAGACAGUAAACACCCCCACCAUCUAGUCUGUCUGUAUCACAGCAGGAGAGAACAGUCAGAGGCUGUUUGUUAGUGAGAGGAAGUCAAUAGUUAUCUCAGUAUCAGGAAACAUUUUUCACUGUUGAUCAGUUGGAUUGUUAGAAAGUGAUCAAGUGUCCUCGUCUGUCAAGAGGUCGACUCAUUAACUUUAGAGUACAGUAGAGAAACAUUUACUGAAGUAAACCUAAAGUAAAAACCAGUCAAACUAUGGCCCCCAAGAAGAAGGCCUCACGUCAGAAGAAGGUCGCCGUGGACACCAUCACUCAGGUCGCCAUGGCGAACGCCCCUGCCCCGCUGAAGGUGGAGAGCCGUGGAGACGGUGUGGUGGUGGUGGAGAGCGGGGUGAAGAAGAUCGAGCAGAUGGCGGCGCUGGACAUCGCUCAGCUGAACAGCCUCAACCUGCCUCUGCCGCCGCCCGUCAUCAAGCCCGGAGAGAGAGGCCUGGGUCUGGGCAGCGAGCUGACGCGACCCCUGCAUGGCAACGCCCUGCUGGAGGAGCUCAGCAAGAUGAGACAGGAGAAGUUCCUGACUGACCUGGAGUUGGGCUGUAAGACGAAGGCCUUCGACGUCCACAAGCUGGUCAUCUCUUCAGUCAGUCAAUACUUCAGAGAGAUUCUGGCCAAAGACCCUGGCAUGAAGCGCCUGGAGCUCCCCUCCCUCUCACCUCUUGGCCUCGCCAACGUCAUCACCUUUGCCUACCUGGGACGUGUCCACAUGUCCCUCUACACCAUCGGCUGCACCGUCUCAGCCGCUGCAACCCUGCAGAUCCCCCAGCUCCUCAAGAUGUGCAUGGACUUCCUGCUGGCCGAGUUGAACGUCCAGACCUGCGUCUACAUCUGGAACAUUGCUGCCGCCUACGGCCUGGUGCCUGUGUGCGACGCUGCCCGCCGCUUUGUCCUGGAGAACUUUGUGCAGUUCGCAGAGACGCCGCUGUUCACCCAGCUGACCCUGGAGCAGAUCUCUGCCUUCCUGCAGGAGGACUCCCUGGUGUUGCCUUCUGAGGUCACUGCCUUCCAGCUGGCCAUGAAGUGGCUCGACUUUGACGCCGCUCGUCACCCCCACGCCGCAGAGCUUCUUUCCCACGUUCGCUUCGAGACCAUCCCGGCCAGCGAGAUGGUGAGCCAGAUCCAGCCGGUGCCGCGCAUGAUGCUGGACCCUCAGUGUCACCGCCUGCUGGUGGAUGCCAUGAACUACCACCUGCUGCCCUACCAGCAGAACACCCUGCAGUCCAGACGCACGCAGGUCCGCGCCAGUCAACAGACUUUGCUCACCAUCGGCGGCCGGCCGUCUCUCACUGAGAGAGCUCUCAGUCGCGAGGUGAUGUGGAGGGACCCUCGUGAGGGAGGAGCCAACUGGCGCCACCUUACCCAGCUGCCAGCGAAGAGCUUCAACCAAUGUGUGGCUGUGAUGGAUGGCUUCCUGUAUGUGGCAGGAGGAGAGGACCAGAAUGACGCCCGCAACCAGGCGAAGCACGCCGUCAGCACCCUCAGCAGAUAUGACCCACGCUUCAACACCUGGCUCCACCUGGCCAGCAUGCGCCAGCGCCGUACCCACUUCUCGCUGGCAGCCAGCGGCGGACGACUCUUCGCCAUUGGCGGCCGCAACGUGGAGGGUCUGCUGGCCACCACCGAGAGCUACCUACCGUCCUCCAACACCUGGCAGAUGCGUGCCCCCAUGGAGAUGCCCCGCUGCUGCCACUCCAGCGCCACCUUGCCCUCUGGAGACAUCCUAGUGUCUGGUGGGUACAUCAACUGCGCCUACUCCCGCUCAGUGGCGUGCUACAAUGUGGAAACCGACACCUGGAGCGAGAAGGCCUCCAUGGAGACACCCCGCGGCUGGCACUGCUCUGCCACCCUCGGAGGGAAGGUGUAUGUGGUAGGAGGAAGCCAGCUGGGGCCCAGCGGUGAGCGGGUGGAUGUUCUCUCCGUUGAGGUCUUCUCCCCUGAGAGUGGAGUGUGGAGCCGAGCCGCCCCCCUCCCGCUUGGCGUGAGCACCGCCGGCUUGUCCCCGCUGGCUGAAAAGCUCUACCUGCUAGGAGGCUGGAACGAGGCGGAGAAGCGCUACAAGGCGGCGGUCCAGAAGUACGACCCGGCUACAGACAGCUGGUCCAUGGCUGAGGAUCUGCCCGAGCCCACUGUGGGAGUGUCUUGCUGCACACUGUCCCUGCCACCCCGCCACACACCGCGCCGGCAGCAGCACCGCAACACCCCGGCCCACGAAGACCAGCAGCAGGCCGUAAAGAACCGAAGCAGAGAGAACAGCGUGGCUCCAUCACAGAUCAUCACGGCGUAGAGGAUCAUCACAGAAGGCAGAGACUAGAGGAGAGGAGGGACAGUAAAACCUCAGGAGAACAUCUGGAUCAUGCUUGCUUCUCUUUCUCUUGAUGUGAUAAAGUUGCAUCAUUUAAUAACCAAAAAAUAACAAUCAUGAUGAAGAAUUUAUUGGACAAAAUUUGCUUAUUUUCCAUAGAUUUACACAUUUUAGAUGAAACAGAGGUCAUGAAUGUUUCCUGCAGGGAUUUCAUGUUUCCAAAAACAUUUUGCUUGACAUCUGUCCUCCAUUAUUAUGAUUACAAGAAAACUAAAAUAAUUUAAGAUAUAACCGGAUACAGAUCCAUGCAACGGUCAUGUAUCUGUGCAAGAAAGAAACGAGAGCUUGCAUGAUCCAACGUGUUCUCGGGGGGUUUUUGAGUGAUGGAAAAACAGAGGAGAAAGAGGUGGAGAAGGGAUGAAAUGGAGAGUGGAGCAGGCGGAGGUAGAGAGGUGUAGGCAGGAUGGUGAAGGAUGGAAAGAAGGGAACAGUAGCAGGGGCUGUUUGAGGGGUUUGGAUUUGAACAAGCGUCACUGUGAAUCCACUGGCAGUUUGUGUAUAAAGAUGUAUCUAGGCAGUGUGUGUGUGUGUGUGUGUGUGACGUGCAACUGUGAAAAUAGGUGUGAAUGUGUGUGUGACAGUGAGUGUGAAGCGAAUGACAGGAGUGUGUGGGAGCUAUAGGAAAUGAGCCACGUACUGUUUCUGACAAAAAUUUUUGCAAUAAUCAAUUAUUUCUCAUCAGCAAACUUGAAAUAUUUCUCACUAUCGAUGCAGACCAGCAAUAAAUAAACCUGUUUAUUCUAUUAUUUAUUUAAUGGAUAUCUUGCAGAAGUGGUGUAGCUGAAUUGUGACAGAAAUAAAUAAAAAAAUAGAUGUAGAAUUAAUGAUUUUAUAAGUACGAUGAAGGUGAACACUAGAGGACAGCAGCAUAAAAUCAAUAACACAGGUGAGAUAUAAAAAGAAAAAAUGUAAAAAAAAAAAAAAAAAAAAAAAAAAUGAAAAAAAAGUGCACAAGCAUUUUCUCUUUUAGCUCCACUAUCAGCUCUUUCCAAGAAAAAUACCAAGUAGAUUGAGAAAAAAUGUGAAAAUGCAAUUGUACAAUCUGAAAAAAGUGCAGAAAAAUUGAAAAAACGUA